CCACGAGCAGGUGUUGUUUUGGGUAGGAUUAGAUCUCUCCAUCUAGCUUUCUUUGCUCCUAUCAGCAAUGCCCAUCUUCCAAACACUUCCUCAAUCAUUCAAACGCUCUUAUUCUUUAAAAAAAUACUAUCCUCUUUUGGGUGUGGGAUCCAUUUGUGGGCACAUGUUAUUAUGGCGAAAAGAGGCCCCAUGAAGGGGACGGGAAUAAAAAUCUAAUUAACGCCGACUGAGUUCAUAGCUUUACUGGAAACGACGGAAAUAAACCUCUCGGUAGAAGAGCAGAAUGAAAAAAAAAAAAAGGAAAUAAAACUUCUUCUUGGGAAAGUCUUUCACCUCGAAAAUUUCUAAGUAUAUCAGGCGCGCAAAGUUAGGAAUGCGAAGACGCACUGUGACAAAACCGCAGAUUCUACGGGAUUUGUUUUAAUAAAUUCCUUAACUGCCUUUUGAUCCGAAAAAUACCGAAAACCAGUUACAACAUCUCUUGACAGUCAAAGAAAUACUUGUAUAUAAGAAUAACAAACACAAUCAGAUUUCAUCUCAGAAAUAAGCUCGACGAGAUUUUGUGAUUACGGCCAUCAAAGAGUCCGAUGGUAGGCGACGUAAUUUGUGAAUAGCCUCUAAUUGCUGACGACGUGCACAAUAAUUACUUGGAGAUGAAUGGUCAUGAAAUAGUCUGCAUCCAUGGGGACUCGUAUAUACGGCGAUACGAACGCCAUAAAGACCCUUAGGCCGGACCAUAUAGAAUUUUAUCCUCGCAAAUCACAAAGAAAAUAGCCGAUUAUACCCAAUUGACAAAGGCAAACAGACAAAAAUAAAAACAUAAAAUAAAAAAUAAAUAAAUAAAUAAAAGAUAAAAUAAAGUCUAACAUCCUAGUAAACCCAGGGGAUUUUUAGUGAAACGGUAACAAAAAAAAACACUUGGUUUCCGCGGAUGAAAAAUGAACCCAAUUGACAAAGAAACGAUGAUUAUAGAUAAGAUGACUAACAAAUAGAUAGUAAACGAAGGCGAGCAAAUAUAGAGUUGGAUUAGGGGUUACGUACAUCAUACGUUGUAUGAUUUUUUAUCUUGGUUCUCAGGCUUUUUCGAAUUUUAUCUCCGCAUUUCCGUAUUUCCGUAUGUCCUAUUUCUACCGAGGGUCCAUCACUAAAUCACCAACACAGUCGCAGUGUACUAAAUGUUGCGAGCUUAAUUGAAGCUCAACGGUUGCAGUAUUGUACUCAAGUGCUAACGUGGAGGUUUCACCAACCUUUUCAUAGGGGCUGCUUUUUUACAUUAAAAGUUGAUAAAAUUAUAGGUCAGUACUUGAAAAAAGGACGCUGCCGCCUUCAUUUUCCGUCAUCGAAUAAUUAAACAGACUACGUGCUGAACAUAUAUCUGGAUAGAAUCCCGAAGGGGACCCUUAAAAUUCCUCCAAAAUUUGUCCAAAUAUUACAAAACGGCCCGGACUGAAUCUUAUAAAAUUAGUGUACGGGAACAUUCGAUCGCAAUCCUAUACAUCGAACAUAAUAUUCGCUAUGUACAUCACUACAAGCUAUUUUAUAUUAUCGCUAUAUGAUUGUAUGAGUACAGAUAACAUGGAUCUUGAUUAUGAUACAAGUGCUCAUGUAUGAGCAAGUUCUGUCCAAAAACAUAGUGUAUCUACAGUGUAUCCUCUGAAUGUCACUGAUGAAAGACAGGGGCCUGAUGGUCCUUUACUUUGAUUUUUGCAUUUCAUUUUCGAACCUUUAAUUUCGGAGGUAACAAAUCAAAUAAAUAUGAGAUUUGCUGAUUAAGCGGUUUCUGUACAAUGUGCGGUGCUGGCCUUUGAUCACGCGAAGGGAAAAACAAAGGUUAUAGGCUUUAGAAUGGCUCGUAUCACGAUGGACUCCCAGCAGGCGGCGAGUCUACAAAUCCUGUUAGACACCAGUACCAGAAGAUAGCGCCGUCCGCCAAAAUAUUAAUCAUUACCAGCCAUGUUUAGCAGUAUAAGCCUGCGAGCAACACCCGAUGUUGGCAUUUGUUAUGAGCUAAUUUCUGUGGAGAAAACAGCCCAAUGACUAUGACCAUCGACCGCGCGCUGGUGGAGGAGAAGCCUGGGGUAGCCAUCCUGCUGACCGUCCUCUUCCUUAUCAUCUUCGUCGUCUCGCUAUUCGGCAACUCGCUCGUGAUCCACACCGUGCGCUCAACCGAAUCCAUGUGGGUCACCGUCAACAUCCUCGUCGUCAACCUCUCCGUCAGCGACCUCAUCUUUAUCCUGCUUCACCUCCCGAGAAACAUCGCGCACCUCUACUACGCAGAGCGCUGGUUACCAGGCACUCACGGUCGCUCGCUCUGCAAGCUGAACCACUUUGUUGUGGGCCUGACGUUUUGUUCGUCUCUCUUCAGCAUUCUGGCGCUCAGUAUUGACCGCUUUCUGGCCGUGGUGAGGCCGAUUCAGCAUAAGACACUGGGUAGUAACUGGCUGAAAAAGGCAGUGCCCGUUAUUUGGAUUAUCUCAUUGGCGCUGCCGAUACGAACAGCGACGGACGCCGACACGGCUUGCGUGAAGAACAUCACGGUCUGCGUGUCGGCCGAGGUGGACUACGCCUUCAUGGCGGUGGUAUGGUGCUUAUACCUGGUGCAGCUCAUAGCAAUGGCCGUGCUCUACUCCAUAGUGGUGUACAAGCUCUGGAACAGGCGCAUCUUGACCGGUUCAGGGGCGGUCACAAGACAAACGGUGACCAAUCAGAGAACGGCACGGAGAGUGACAGCCAUGUUGAUAACCGUGGUACUUGCGUUUGCUAUUUGUUGGUUGCCAAUGGUAACGCUGAUGACCAUGAAGGCGACGGGAUUGGGGGCGCAUAUGUCGAUACGUCACGUGAAUAACAUCUUUAUGAUCUCACACGGGGCGCUGCAUCCCGUUAUUUAUUUCGUGUUUAACGAGAACUUCCGUAAAAAAUUCCGACAACUCACGCAUACUUGGCUUACGAGAGGAAUACGUUUUCAAAGAACGGCAGAUUCGAGGCGGGAGACCCAACGCGUGCGACUUGAAACGAUCAGGGGGAGGGGAGGGAGGGACAAUGAAGUCAUUGUGCUAUCGGUGAUCAGACGUGAAGGGGUGACCCUGCUAAGGGAGAAGAACAGUGGACACUCAAACGGCCCAGGCAAACGAAAACGUCGUGAGGCGGACACCGAAGGGCACACGAUUGACACUAACGACGUAAAUUCCUCUAGUGAUGCAGGACAUGAUGAUGGUCACGCAACUGAUAUCGCCGGUAAGGCAACUGAUAUCACCGGUCACACAACCGUUAUCACUGACCACGCAACUGAUAUCGCCGGUCACGCAGCUAAUACCGCCGGUCACGCAGCUAAUACCGCCGGUCACGCAACUAAUACCGCCGGUCACGCAACUGAUAUCGCCGGUCACGCAGCUAAUACCGCCGGUCACGAAACUGCUAUCGCCGGUCACGCAACUAAUACCGCCGGUCACGCAACUGAAACCGCCGGUCACGCAACUAAUACUGGCGGUCACGAAACUGUUAUCGCCCGUCACGCAGCUGAUAUCGCCGGUCACGCAAUUAAUACCGUCGGUCAAAGUAAUAAAGGGACCCCUGAUGACACUGGAAGGAGUAACGGGCAAACUCCAGAUAAUGCCCAACACAAUGAAAGGACGCCAGAUAACGCCAAUUACGAUAGAAAGGAGUCUCAUAAAAUCCGUUUAUGCAAUGGUCAUACAUCUAAUGACACUCAAUGCAAUGGACGGACAUCUGAUGACACCCAUAAUUGCAAUGGACAGACGCUUGAUGACACCCAAUGCAAUGGACAGACAUCCGAUAGCACACAAUGCAAUGGAAAGACGUUUGAUGACAACCAUAAAUGCAAUGGACAAACAUCUGAUGCCACCCAAUGCAAUGGAAAGACGUUUGAUGACACCCAAUGCAAUGGACAAACAUCUGAUGACACCCAUAAACGCAAUGAGCUAUCAUUUGAUGACAAGCAAUGCAAUGGACAGAGAUCUGAUGACACCCUAUACAAUGGGCAGUUAUCUGACAACAACCAUACAUGUAAUAGACAAAUGUCUCAGGACACCCAUAAAUGCAAUGGACAGCCACACGUUGGCAUCAAAUGUGAUGGAUAGAAUUGUAACCAAAAUAAUAAUAAGCAUGAAUCAACCAUCGUGAAACACGUUUUACGUGAUACAAUUUGUAAUAACACGUAAUUGUUCCGCUUGGUGACUCUUGAACAGAAGUGAAUGUAUAAAAUACAAUUACAUAUUAUUGCAGAGUGAUUGCUCAGGCUGAGAUGUGCACAACUCAAGCGAUUCUCAGUUAUUUCUAGCGAAGUGAUGCAUUGUACAUACCUGGAUAAGGUCCUCCUUAAAAUCAAUGACUUGAGCACGAUACCAAAUGUUGUCUUCUUCGUCGCAGUGAACAACCGCCAGUUCACCUGGAGCAGGUAGAAUAGCGCCACUCUCACGGAAAAGGUUUCGUGAAUAAAAAUUACUGGAAAAAAAAAA
Nematostella vectensis (starlet sea anemone) is the source of this 4475-nucleotide messenger RNA. Its product is annotated as melatonin-related receptor. The record is from RefSeq and is a predicted model, not a curated record. Gene Ontology annotation, biological process: G protein-coupled receptor signaling pathway. Lineage: Eukaryota; Metazoa; Cnidaria; Anthozoa; Actiniaria; Edwardsiidae. Bases 2034 to 4097 code for a protein of 687 amino acids. Gene Ontology annotation, molecular function: G protein-coupled receptor activity. The transcript has 2 exons. Gene Ontology annotation, cellular component: membrane.